This is a messenger RNA of Setaria italica (foxtail millet), 2227 nucleotides long. Its product is annotated as trinucleotide repeat-containing gene 18 protein. Gene Ontology annotation, biological process: mitotic spindle assembly; activation of protein kinase activity; regulation of mitotic spindle organization. The coding region runs from base 142 to 1989 and encodes 615 amino acids. The record is from RefSeq and is a predicted model, not a curated record. Gene Ontology annotation, cellular component: mitotic spindle; nuclear microtubule. The transcript has 8 exons. Gene Ontology annotation, molecular function: microtubule binding; protein kinase activator activity. NCBI's taxonomy places the organism in Eukaryota, Viridiplantae, Streptophyta, Magnoliopsida, Poales, Poaceae.
CAGCGGGGGAGCUUCUCCAGAAUACCGCUCCCCAAACAGGGCCGAUGUUCCGGAAUUGUGUCACGAUCGCUGCUUGUCCACGCCAGCCUCCACGUCGACAGACCACACCGGAUCCGACACACACAAGACAAAGACUCUUCGAUGGCAGUGGGGUCCACGAGUCUAGAGCCCGCAUGUCAGGGGCACGACCCGCACACCGCUGUUCGAAUGCCUCGGGUGGAGCGCCCCGGAGAAACUAGCCGUUACACCCCCAACGUUCCCUUUUCCCUUCCCCAUCUGCUUCUCCUCCCAUCCCCACCGAGACAACUGGCCGAACCCAAAUCCACCCGCCGCACACGCGGAACCUCCAGGAUCCCGCCGGACGACGAGCUCGAAACCCUAGGGAUGGCGACGGCGGCGGACGCGAAGACCCCGACCAAGCCCCUGGGACCCGCGGGGGCGGCGGCGAGGGCUCCGACCAAGCCCUUGGCCCCCGCGGGGACGGCAGGGGGCAAGGGGACGCCGACGAAGACGCCCUGCUCCGCGCGCGCGCGGCCCUACCACGCGUCCGAGAACGCCCACCCCAACAUCCCCGGCACGCCUCCUCCCCCGCAGCCGACGCCGUCCAAGCCCGUCCUCAAGUCCCCGGCGGCCGCGGGCGCCAAGUCCGCCUCCGCCAAGAAGAAGCCCUCCACGCCAGCGCCCGCGGCGCCCCCGCCGCCUCCGCGGGAGCGGGAGCGGCGGUUCCUCGUGGCGAAGAAGGGCGCGGGGCGGCGGCGCAACCUCGGGAGAGCUGGGGGCGGCGGCGGGGGCGAGAUCGACUUCGACAAGUGCCGCGAGGCCGCGCGCGAGGCGCUGCGCGCGUCGCAGGAGGAGUUCUUCCUCAAGCAGCGCGCCGAGGCUGCCGCCGUUGCCGAGGUGGAUCAAUUGGUGGUACAGCACGAGGAGGCCAAGGCCGCGGCUGAAGAGGAUGUGAAAGGCGGCGCCUUCGAGGAGGAGGGGAAGGAGGGGAUUGAGGCGGAAUUGGAGGGGAGCAGCAAGGUGAGGGCGAUGAGGUCCAAGACGAUGGCCAAGGCGAUGAGCAGCGUUCCAGAUCCCGGUUCCGGCCGCGUCAAGCAUCUGGUGCACGCUUUCGAGAGCCUGCUCACCAUCUCCGGCGCCACCUCCGACGCAGACAAGGCCGGUGAGGGCUCAUGGGCCCUGCCCGGGUUGCAGUCGUUGAAGGAUGAGGGUGAGGGUGACCUGGGGCUCCCACAGGUAUCAGUAUUCUUGUCAUCUGAUUUCCUGAAUGCAGGGCCUAAUAGGCUCUGCUCGUCACUUGAUGGCAAGGCCGACAGGUUCAGCUGGGAUAGCAAAACAUCGGCUGGAGGGCGCAGGAGCAGGAGAACCUCAUCGGAAUCACUAAGGAGCAGCUGGAACAGAAAGCUUAAGGUCACAAGCCAGCAUCCCUUCAAGCUAAGGACUGAGCAAAGAGGAAGAUUUAAGGAACAACAGCUCGCCCAAAAGGUGCAAGAAAUGCUUUUGGAAGAAGAGAAGAAGCGUAUCCAUGUUGCUCAAGGAUUGCCAUGGACUACAGAUGAACCUGAGUGUUUGAUAAAGCCUGCAGUUAAAGAAAGAACUGAGCCGAUAGACCUUGUUCUGCAUAGCGAUAUGCGUGCACUGGAACGCGCUGAAUUUGAUCAACACGUGUUGGAGAGGAAUAAGUUCGCAGAGCUGCAAAGGAUGGAGUGGGAGAGACAACAGGAGUUGGAGGAGCAAGAAAGGAUAAGGCAACUGAGAAGGACAGAUCUUAUUCCCAAAGCCCAACCCAUGCCAUGCUUUGAACGGCCCUUCAUCCCAAAAAGGUCUGCAAAACCGGCAACAAUUCCCAUGGAACCAAAAUUUCAUCUGCGGCCAGAAAGGCUCUCGUGUUACUGUCGACAGCAAUGCUUGGAGCUUGGAAAGCUGAAGCCACAGCCACAACAGCCGUGUGAACGUCAAUCCAGAAAUGCAGAGCAUCGUCACACAUGAUCCAGAUGUUUUAUAUUCCCUCUCCUCUUCUUAUUCCUUCUUAUUCGUCCUUCGCCCAUAUGUGAAGAAAAUGCUAUCAAAUUCAUCUUUUUGUAGCUUGCUUGGAAAACCUCCAAGUUCUGUUCUGUAUAUGCAUGCAUAUUACUUGGCUCUGUGCUUCAGAUGCGAUCACGUCAAGGUUCAAAAAUAUGUUGUACAAGGAACUGUGAGAGAAAUUCAAAGGUGGAUUUCUGUGUUA